Molecule: messenger RNA, 1835 nt
Organism: Neurospora tetrasperma FGSC 2508
Lineage: Eukaryota; Fungi; Ascomycota; Sordariomycetes; Sordariales; Sordariaceae
Exons: 4
Coding region: 8-1669 (553 amino acids)
Molecular function (GO): iron ion binding; heme binding; oxidoreductase activity, acting on paired donors, with incorporation or reduction of molecular oxygen
Source: RefSeq, a predicted model, not a curated record
UCUGAACAUGAACCCAUAUGCUAACCCUUUCCACCUCGCCAUCAAAGACAGGAUUGAGCAUCUGAGCUACCCCAAAACCUUUGCCCUCAUACUCAUCACAUCCUGGUUCCUCUCUACCACCGCCAAAUGGCUUACCAACGGCAAGCGCAAGAAGCUCACGAUCCCCACUUGGGGCUAUCGUUCAUGGUUCGAACCGACGCUCUUGCUGCAGGCCAGGUUCGUGAUGGGGGCUAGACAGCUGGUGCAUGAGGCUUACACCAAGAUGCCCAACAUGCCCUUUGUCCUCAAACGCUACGACGCCGAUUUUCUGAUAUUACCCAUCCGGUACUUGGAUGAAUUACGCUUGAUUCCGCUGAGCAAGCUGAGUAACAAGGGUGCCAACGUCGCCAACCUCGUCCCUGAAUACCACGGCAUCACCUUCCUCCUCACCAACAACCUCCACGUCGAAGUCCUCCGCAAAAAGCUCACUCCCGAGCUCUGGAAGUUCAUCGACUCGGCCUCCACCGAGCUCUCCCACGGAUGGGACAUCUCCCUUCCCCACUCCCAACUCUCCGCCAACGGCAACGACUGGGUCAAGAUCGACUUUGAGCGCACCGUCCGCGACCUAGUCUCCCGCAUGACCGCCAAAGUCUUUUUGGGCGACCCGGCCUGCCGCGACGAGACCUGGCUCGGCAUCUCGGUCGCUUUCAGCAUCGACUUGUUCACAGCCAGCUUCACCAUGAAGAUGUUCCCGCCCUGGAUGUACCCGGUCGUUGCUCCCCUCAUCCCAGCGCGGAGAAGGGUGUUGAAGCAAUUAAAAGCUGCGCGGGGGAUCGUCGGGGAGCAGAUGCGCAAGCAUGCGUCCCUCAAGGAGAAGAGGGCGCAGGCGGCACGGGGAGAGGUGAGCCUCACGGCAGAAGAAGCACAGGAUACCCUGCUGGAUUGGAUGCUGGAUCACGGAAAGGGGGAGGAAGUCCGAGUGGAGGAGAUGAGUGCCCGACAGUGUGUGUUGACGCUGGCGAGUAUUCAUACGACAGCGAGCCAGGCGGCGAAUAUGAUGUUUGAUUUGUGCGAACAUCCGCAGUGGUGGGAGGUGUUGCAGGAGGAGGUGGAUGAGAUUGCAAAGGAACUGGGGCCGCCGGGGUUGGCGGGUGGGAUGAAAGAGGAGGGCGGCGGCGGGGGGGUGAGUGUCAAGGAGUGGUGUGUCAGACUGGAGAAGCUGGAUAGUUUCUUUCAGGAGACGCAGAGGAGGGAGCCGCCUAUUAUGCUUGGACCACAACGCCUAGCACAGCAAGACGUCACCCUCAAAGACGGCACUUUCAUCCCCCGCGGAACCCGCGUCGCCUUCCCCAUGCUUGAACACCAAAUGGAUCCGCAGACGUACGAAAACCCAAACGAGUACGAUCCCAUGCGCUUCUACCGCAAGAGACACGAGUCUCCAGACCAGAUGCACCUGCACAUGGCCGGGCAGACGCAUCCGAAUGUCCUGGGCUUUGGGUAUGGAAACCAGGCGUGUCCGGGCAGACAGUUUGCCGUGGCGGAGAUCAAGCUCAUCAUGGCCAGGAUGUUGUACGAGUUUGAGUUCAAGUUUGCGGACGAAAAGAAGGGGAGGCCAAAGACGGGGUAUAUCAAUGAGAUGGCCAUGACGGAUUGGAAUGCGAGGUUGUUGAUGAGGAAGAGGGUGAGGUAGAUGGUUGUUGUUGGUGUGAUGAAUAGAAGGUAACGGGAAGGAAAGUGUGCGGGUGAGUGAAAGAUUGGAAAACUGGAAAGCGCGGCGAGUUCUUGACUUCAAUCCAAUCAUUGCUGAAGACACUAGGUACCUCUAGGUAGUAAAUCCAAUUUCAUGUGAGUUGUAU